Messenger RNA from Phytophthora infestans T30-4, 300 nucleotides. RefSeq lists its product as uncharacterized. Lineage: Eukaryota; Oomycota; Peronosporomycetes; Peronosporales; Peronosporaceae. The record is from RefSeq and is a predicted model, not a curated record. Gene Ontology annotation, biological process: proteolysis. The coding region runs from base 1 to 300 and encodes 99 amino acids. The transcript has 3 exons. Gene Ontology annotation, molecular function: cysteine-type peptidase activity.
AUGGAACAUGGUGCUGUCUCAGUCCCGAUGACGGUAUUCGCGGACAUGUUCAAGAACUUGUCGACCGAGAAAAUUCUGAUCCCUGUAUGCUGCAACAAGAACCAUUGGUGUGGUAUUAUGGUGGAUGUGGAGCGCACAGAGGCAGUCGUACUCCAGCCUUUUAUCGAGGGUAAUCCGAAACUGUACGAACUGUGGAGUCCACUGGAGAGUCUCCAGACGCAACAGAGCGACAUUCGGCGCUGCCACCAUAUCGCGAUCGCCGGGAAAUUCAUGUUUCCAAAUUUGGGAUGGGUACACUGA